UAGUUCCUGUUGUGCUAAAGCAAGAAAGACUCAAAUCAAAGGUUCAAGGAAAUCCAUGAUGGACUCCAGGUCUCGGAGACUUCCCUUUUGUCUGUCCGGCUCAAGGUCGUCCUACACAUCCAGUCCAACAGUCUCCUCCUCAUCUCUGGGCUCCAGUAGGUUAUACGGUCGAGAGACGGUGCUGAAUAAUGACCGCUUCCCAAGGGCGUCAUCAGCUUACAAAACAGAUCUGGAGCAACAGAACUCUCGUCUCCUGAGCUCAUCCAGAGACUACAGCAGCUCUGACAGUCGCUCCACCAGCUGGAAGUUACCCACUUCUCUGACGUCCUCCAGCAGAUCUUAUGAUCGCCCGUGGGUUGAAUCCUCUCUGAGCAGCAGGAGCAAACUGACUGAUUCUGAGGGGAGGUUGGGGAUGCGCUCAGGUUUGUUGAACGCCAGUGAUGAUGGUGAUUCUAAAAGGGCCAAACUGUCAUACAGCAACAGAGGUCUGUACUCAAGGACGCCCAGCACCUCAGUUACAGGAUCCACCUAUUCCAGCAGUGGGCUAAGCAGUGGCAGAGGUAUAAGUGAAAAACAAAAUGACACGUUCGAUUCGUCAUGGAGCUCAUGCCGUUUUCUCUCACGGUCGUCAUCAUCCUCCUCCUCAAAGCCGUUGUUGUCCAGGAGAGAGCAGGAGACAAAGAACGAGCCCAGUCUUUCAAGUUUGGGAAAUGGAAGAAUCAGGACGCCUGGAGUGGCUUCCUCCUUAUAUCAGACAGACAGGGUGACCUCCACAUAUGCACAGGGAGCUCGGCCUAAAGAGUCUGCUUACUCAUCCUCCUCUUCCUCCUCCGCUGCCAGAGAAAGCUCCCUAAAUCGCCACCUCUCAUCCUCCACCUCGCACCGGUCUUCUCCUCUGGUGCGCGACUUCAGCAGCAGAACCACAACCCGUUACGGCUCAUCCACCCUCCACUCAUCUCAGGAACAAACAGGAAACCCUGAAUCUCCCUCAGAUAUCUCCUCCUCUUACUCCUCUUACACCCCCUUGUACACCACUCCCCUGGCCAGACCACAGGCGACACUCCCUCCAAGGCCGGCCCCCGAAGGCGGUGAGCCAGAGGGUCGUCGCUCCACGCGACGGCUUUUGUCCCGUCUAUUUUCGCGGCGCUCCAGCCAAGACUCUUCUAGUGGCUCUUCCAGUGUUCGCUCGCUUGACGAUGACAGUCCGUCAACUGGUGGAGAGUCUGUGGACAGUGAUGAGGGAGCCAGGAUGUCUAGUCUGGACCCUGACGCUGGAGGGUCAGAGACGACCUUGGGUAGCCUCAGGAAUCGUAGAGCAGACCUCGCCCCUAUCCAGGAAAACAACAGUGAUGGCUAUCGUAGCGGCCUGGCUAGGUCCAGAAUGGCAUCAUGGAGAGAGCCUGGUGUUGGCAGUAGUAACACCAGCAGCAGUGGAGCAGGCGGCAGCUCCUCCUGGCUUUCCUCCUCUCUCCGAGGCCGCUGCCCUCCACUACUCGCUCGCCUCAGAAGACAUGCAAGGGAGAAUGAGAGUGCACACUCAGCCGCAGGCUUAGAAGAAGGCUUCAGCCAUCCACAGCAUUUACUGAGAAGGUGGGACAACCUUGAGCAUAAAGCAUCACAGGAAGAUGAUGAUGAUGAUGAUGAGGAUGAUGAGGACGAGGAUGAAGAUGAGGAUGAGGAGAAUGAAGAAGAGGAAGGAGCAGUUGGUUUAGAGGCCUUUGGAGCAGGUCAUCCCUGCAGACUGGAGGAUGAAACAUUACCUGAACUUGAAGAUGCCUCAGUUGAAUUUUCGCCACGCCACAGAAUGGCACUAUAUGAAAACAUUUCAGUUACUAGGGGUCCAUUGAGUGGUGUUGAGAGCCAGCUGGACAUUCAGAGGGAAAAGCCCAUUUCCAGUAGGGAUCAAGAAAAGCUGCGCAAGAUCAAGGAGAGACUGCUUCUAGAGGAUUCUGAUGAGGAAGAAGGCGACCUGUGCCGUAUCUGCCAGAUGGGGGAGGAAUCAGCAUCAAACCCCUUGAUUCAGCCUUGCCGCUGUACAGGCAGCCUCCAAUACGUCCACCAGGAAUGCAUCAAGAGGUGGCUUCGCUCCAAAAUCGGCUCAGGCACAAACCUUGAGGCCAUCACAACAUGUGAACUCUGCAAGGAGAAGCUGCGCUUAAACAUAGACAACUUUGACAUUCAGGAGCUGUACAGGACACAUGUGCAAUCAGAAUAUGAUGAGUUCAUCAGCAGCGGUCUCUAUCUGGUGGUGCUGCUGCAUUUCUGCGAGCAGAGGUUCUCUGAUGUCCUGGGAGCCGUCGAUGCAGCUGGGUUAUUCAACCUGGUGAGAAUCCUUCAUGAACACAUGGACAAUCUUGAAAGCCCCCAUGGAGAAAGUGACGAGGAGGUGCGAGACAACAGACCGUCGAUUGAGUUUUCUGACCUGGAUGACGAUCUUGAAGAGGAGUACUAAUUAUGUGAAUGUGGUGGAAUGAGGGUCAAAAAAGUGGGUCAGAUUACCUGAAGUUGCAGGGCUACACCAUACCAUAUGGUAGCUCACCCCGUUUUCACAUAUGCUUUGACAUUGUCACGGUCAUCUGAAAUGCAAGUGAGAAAUGCCAAGUGCACAGAACAUGUCUUGCCUUUGUUGCAGGUGGCUUUUGCAAAUAUGCAAACUUGAAUUGAACUAGUGAGUAAAACAUUCUGUCUGACACCACUGUAUUUCUGUUUCUAUGAGUGCACUUUAUUCACUUAUAAUUAAAUAAAAAUGCAAGUCUUUUUAACUGUUAUACCACAAGUGCUUUAAUGUUGAAGUAAGGAAGGAAUAGAAUAGAAGGAACACAGAGGUGAGUGUGGAUUUGUACUUACGUUCUGAUGGUAAGACGGAUGCUUUUGGGAGAGAACAGAAAGAGUGGCGAUUAUUUACUUUUGUUGUCUGUUUUCCCCUGACUUUUCACACCGAGUUAAAAAGAAAAAAAAAAAAAGAGGACUUACCCAUCAACAAAUUUUCUUCAUCUAUGUUUCAGUGUUUGAAAUGCUUUAUGUAUGUACAAAUCUAGUUUCAUGCCUCUUAAUUUUGGGAAUAAAGAUUGAA
This is a messenger RNA of Seriola dumerili (greater amberjack), 3073 nucleotides long. It is a transcript of the gene marchf7, whose product is annotated as membrane associated ring-CH-type finger 7. The record is from RefSeq and is a predicted model, not a curated record. Bases 56 to 2452 code for a protein of 798 amino acids. NCBI's taxonomy places the organism in Eukaryota, Metazoa, Chordata, Actinopteri, Carangiformes, Carangidae. Gene Ontology annotation, molecular function: zinc ion binding. The transcript has 11 exons.